Oryza brachyantha (malo sina) is the source of this 1129-nucleotide messenger RNA. RefSeq lists its product as uncharacterized. The record is from RefSeq and is a predicted model, not a curated record. The coding region runs from base 1 to 882 and encodes 293 amino acids. NCBI's taxonomy places the organism in Eukaryota, Viridiplantae, Streptophyta, Magnoliopsida, Poales, Poaceae. The transcript is spliced from 5 exons.
AUGACUUCUCUAGUCCAUGAUGUUUCAGACAACUAUGGAGCUGAUGAGUGGCAAAAACAGCAGAGGCAAGGUGAACCAGAGGACCAGCAAGAAACCUCGGCUACUAGUACAGGUAGCCAGACAAUGAUAGCAACACCUCCAACAGAUUAUGAGACACCCUAUGCUAAUCUGGAUAUGGCCCAUGCAAUGCCUAAUCCCCUUGAGUCACGUCAUCAACCUAUGCACAACGACGAUCUCCUCCUCCGUCCCCCGUCAGAGGGCCGCACGUCGGGAGGGUUUCUUUCAGGUACUCCGCCAUACCUGCGACCUCAGAUCCCCCGCACCGGCGACCUGGGGUCUCUCCUCUCCUCAGCUAGCCCUCCGUGCUCCGGCAAUCUACGCCUCUCCGGCUUGAGGGAGAUCUUCACCCAGACCUCGCCCGCCGCACGGUCCAGCACGGUCCAGCCCCUAGCCAUUGCUCGGCGCCACAUUUUGGUUCUUGGAGUUGUUGCUGCAGGGGUCGUUAUUCUCUGCCUUCCUGCGCUUUCUAGGGCAUAUACUUUCUUCUCCAGUGUCGACGCGGCUGCUCUCAAAUUGGAGCAGCUGCAUGAUUUUGAUGGCUUGGUCUCGCGGUACAAUGAAGAGAUUGCCGGCGGCAGCGGAUUAUGGAUGACUAGAUGUGUCAUCGGCGGCGGCAUUUUGGCCGGGCUAUCUGCUAUCGUUGCGAGUUAUGUUGGAGAUCGCCAGGAGCCACCGAUGACCGUACGACCGCCGCCGCUGUUCGUACAACCGCCGCCGCCGUCGCCGCCUGAGAUCACCCAUCCAGGGGUUUAUUUCCUCGUCCUCCUCAUGGGCUUCGCCAUCAUCUGUAUAUUCUCUAUAUCAGCACUACGACAUCUGUAGAUGUAGGUCCUAGUUCAAGCCCUCCCUCCCUAGGUCCUUCACUGGUCCUCAAAAGUGUUUUGUUGUGAUUGCCCUACGACAUCUGGCUUUUUGGCCGGGUUAUCUGCUAUCUUUGUGAGUUUUGUUGGAUGUACGUGUUAGUGAUAUGAUCUGGAGACAAUCAUAAAGAUAAUGGUUGUAUCACAUAUACUGUGUUGACAUAUUUAUCAUACAUUAUUUUCUGAAUUAAAUAGAUGUAGUGAUUGCC